CAAAAAUUUGCAUAAUUUGAUGAUUGAUAGGAAAUCAGGCAGGCGGAGGCCAGGUUGCAGGAGGUUACGUCAAGAAGUUGGAAUGACUGUGUUAGAUGCCACAGCCAGGCGUGUUGAUCAAUGGAUUUAUCGCGGUUGACAAAUUCCCGAAAGACGCUGCCAUCAAGUAUUAUUUCCUAACGCAUGCGCAUUCUGAUCACUACGCCGCUGUUGAUAAUAAAUGGAAUAAUGGUCCUAUAUAUUGCUCACCUGUGACCGCUCAUAUUCUCCCAAUCGUUACUCAUCGUCCGAGAUCGAAGCGUGCUGGAAUUAGGAGCCACUUAAUUCAUGCCCUGGACCUAAAUGUUUGGCAUCAUAUGGAUGGCUUCUCAGUGAUGCUGUUAGAUGCAAAUCAUGUUCCUGGUUCUGUAAUGUUUCUCUUUGAAGGUGAUAAAAUAUCAGAAGGUCCAAUUCUUUUUACAGGUGAUUUUCGAGCGGAUAUUCGACUUUAUCAAAAUAUAUUUGCGGUAUCGGUUUUACGAGAGAGGAGUCUUAGCACAAUAUAUUUGGAUACUACAUACAUUAAUUGUACACGAGAAGAAUUUCCUAGUCGAGAAGUUUCAUCAGCUGAAAUAUGUAACGUUUUGCGUGAGUUAUUUGAUGGUUCUAAGCCGAUAACGAUUAUGGUCCCGAAAGUUGGCCGAGAGCAAUUACUUGUUGACGUAGCUGUUGAAUUCAAAUGCAAGAUAUGGGUUGAUUAUAUUCGCUUUCAAGUAGCCAAAAUUCUUGGAUUAAGUGAAUAUUUCACAACAGAAAAAGACGGAACUUUUAUUUGGACAUGUACAAGGCGUGACGAAAGGAUGUGCUACGUUGAAUAUUCCGACCACAGCAGCCCAAAUGAAAUACGUGAUUUUCUUUCCCAGCUUUCAUUUUCUCGAGUUAUCGGAUUGUCAGUGCAGUUGUCACAAAAACAGACCGCAGAACUAGAGGGACUUAGUGUGACGAGUUUCAAUGACGUAUUAAUAAGAACUGGAACUGAUGAGCGUGUCGAUGAAAACAAAUUAUCUUCGCUGGCAUCAUCAACCAUUCAGAGCAGAAUUGAAUUGGCUAACAAUCGUGCUUUUGAUGUUGAAAUACUGCAGCGCAGAACCAACCAUGGCCAGAAGCAAGAAUUAAAUGCAGCUGAUGAUUCUGAAAUAGAAAUCGACGAAGAAAAUACAAAUAUAAUUUUUGCCGAAACGAUAUUUGGAGCAGAUUUGCCAGUGAAAAACUUAGAAGGUACUAGGUUGUCGAGUGAAACAGCUACGAAAUCAGAUGGGAAGCUUCAAAGAGCUGCGGGAAAAAUUGAGACAAAUGCUGGAGGUUUACUGGAAGCUGUUGAUAAUGAGGGUUAUUACAAUUUCAAUAUGGCAAUGAGGGAAUUGACACGAGAUGAGGAAAAUCUGACAAUACGUAUUUGUAUGGAAUUGAAUAAUAAUGGAAAUGCAGAAGAGGAUAAUCCGUUGCAUGAAUUUAUUGAUGAAAUAAGUAUUUCAAAACAACUAGAAAAUUUGGAUAGUUUCACUGAAAACUAUUACGAGGUUGUAAAUACUGUGGCAGAAAUACAAAUAGGUUUUUGA
Molecule: messenger RNA, 1598 nt
Organism: Loa loa (African eye worm)
Lineage: Eukaryota; Metazoa; Nematoda; Chromadorea; Rhabditida; Onchocercidae
Product: DNA ligase I
Exons: 7
Coding region: 96-1598 (500 amino acids)
Source: RefSeq, a predicted model, not a curated record